UCCUUCAGUGUACGCGCGUAGCUACAUUCGGCUGGACCCUAGCUCGAUUCCUCUCCGUGGCUCGUGUUUCCAAUCUCAAUUUCGCUCCAGGAUCGUUCUGUAAAUAAAGCAUCUUCGAUCAAACCCCUUAGUAUCAUUCUGCCCGUCGUUUUCACGAUUUCUCAUUUUCUCAUUUUCGAAAAUGUUCGCAUUCGAGUCGAAAUUUUCCUUUCGAAAAAUUCGAAAACCGGGAGAAAUGAGACUUUUCCGGGAGAGAGGCACGGUUUAAAGUUUCUUUUUUAAAAAAAAUUACUCGUCGUAUUGAGAUAUAUUAUUUCGUGACACGGUGUACGAGGGGAUGGACGAGGAGGGAAUUUUACGAAAGUGCGAAAUUCGGGAGGAUAGAUAACGCAUCGGCGAGGAUAGAUCGAGAAACGUGAUUCAUUAAUGUCCAUGUCGUCGUACAGUGUCGUUGUGACGUUAUCGUUGAAUCGGCCGGUCGUUCUCACGAACUUUCCAACUUGCUUUUGACGUGGAAACUCCGCCACGUUGUUGUUCAGCGUUGGACGUCGAUCUCACGUUUUCCCAAGGUUCGAUGAUUAUCGAAAACUUUGUUUUGUUUGAUAGAGUGCGAUAGAGGAGAAGGUGUAAAAAAAAAAAAGAAAAUAAAUUUGGCAAGAGACUGUAAAAAGUUUAUAUUUGGAAGAGGAUCAUCCUCGUUUGGCGGAUAGGAACGUGGGAAGUGACAGUAUUAUUAUCGUGUGAGUGAUCGAGCGAGCAAUGCACUUUGUCGCGAAAUUUCACGACUUGGGACCCAUCAUCGUUGGUUCUCCUAACGUGGAACGUUGACAAGCUGGUUGGACAAGAGAGGCGAGUGAAGCCACGAUGGAACUGUUCCAACACGAGAGGAGGGAAAGAUUGGAGGAAGAACGUGUUUGAACUGAAGAAUCAGGACAUGCUCGGCAGGGGAGGCAGGUGAUGCGGCGGAACAACGGUUGGCUGGCCGUACUGGCCGUUUCAUUGGUCCUGUCAAUUCUGCGGAACAGUUUGGCGGGCGAGCGUCAUCCGCUCGAUUAUGGUAACGCCGAGCUGCCAGUUAACCGCAGCAACACCGCGCAUAAACCGUCCUCGCGAAACCAGAACCCCCUGUCCCCUCGAAUCCCGCCCUCAUCCCACGCGACCCAAAUUCCAAGAUCGACUCGACAAAAAGGCGUCGUCCUCUCGUCGAAAGAAGAGACGAGACCGAUCCCCUACCCUCCACCCUCCGACAACCUCGUCCAGACAGAUCGUCCCGAUGUGGAUCCCGUCUACGAUCCAUCGAUCCCCGAAUACGAGCCGUAUCGACGAGACUCGAACCAACGUAACAAUCCUCGACGAACAAUCGAGACGAGGCUUGGAGAAACGAGCAACCUCCGCCCGAAUAUUCCGGAACAUCAGCCGCGUUUAUCCUCCUGGAUACCUCGUGCCGUGAUAAAGGGUAGAUCCAGGAGGAUCAACCCCGCGAAACUCGGCCAAGACCCGGCGAGGGGUCGUAAAACGAGCACGACGUCUCCGCCACCUGUGACGAUCCGAGGAGGGGGGGCGGUAGUUUUGGACGAGGAGGCAUCGUAUUACGGUCACGUCGUCCCGCUUCCAAGCGAUGACGAAUCGUUGACGAGUUCUGGAGCGCAGAGGAAUUCCCCUCCAGAUCUCGAGAUAGAGAGGAACGGGGUGAAGACCGUAAGCGGGCAAAGGGAUAUUAUUACCUCUUCGAGUAAGAUCGUCCGGAAACGAUACUUAACGGGAUACUCGUUGUUUUCUAUCUCGGUCGGUCGACGAGCGAAUACGAGGAAGAAAUUAACACUCGAGCCGAGGAGGAGAUUGAAAAACAGACGAGGCGCAAGAUCGAUCCACGAUAGGAACAAGAGGGUGAGAAGGUCGAUUAAUAAUUUAAGGAGAAGAGGAGAUGAAGAGGAGUCGAGGAUAAAUCUGGGGGAUACUUGGUACUUCUCGAGACACGGGGAUGGAGAAACGCGAAACGACGGAUUCGAUGAGGAGUAUCGCGGUUCCUCGAGGAUGGAAGAUCAAGGAGGAAUCUCUGGUGGAUCUAUGGGGAUUGUGCGUCGAUACGGGAGUACGCAUCGGUUAAAUGGAACCUCGAAACGGAUAUUGGGCGUAGAUAACAAUCGGGAGGACGAUGGUGCUCGUUCCAUCGAUCCAUUAGCGCGAAGCGAGAGAAAUAUCGUAUCGGUCGAUGAUGGUUUCGAGUCAUCGGGCGGGGAGGAAAAUUCAUGGAACGUUACUCUUUAUGGGGCGAGCAACGGUGUGGAUAAUAUGGAGGAAGAAUUGAAGUUCGAUUUCUCUCGAGACAAUGUUACGGACGGUUUGUUGGAUGAUCGCCGGGUGUUUUCGUCGAGUGUUGUAACAGAUGUUGCUUCGAAGCCGGAUAACGAAUCCUAUUUCGUGAGACGAGACGCCGGUGAUUCUAACGUCGAUGGAUCGAAAGAAUCGAGCUUAAAUUCUUCGAGAUCGAAGGACGAAGCAUUAUCCACGAGUAUUAUUAAAAGUAUCGGUGCGAGUUCUAGGUUGGAAGACUCGAGUGCGUGGAACUCUUCGAAAUUGGAUAACGAAUCCUAUUCCACGAGUCGAAACAUUGGUAGAAAUUUUAAAGUUGAUGGAUUAAAGGAGCGCAAGAGUGUAAGAAACGUUUCAAAAUUGGACGAUGGAUCGUCCGUUGUUGGUGAAGAUUCGGUUGAUGGAUCGACCAUAGUUCCAAACGAAAAUUAUCCCUUCUUAACAUCUAACGAUUCGAUGAGCCGUGAUACGAAUUCAACAACGAAGGAAAUAAAAGUAGAUAGAUCAAGCGCGCCGGAUAAAAAUCGUUCGAUAACGAAUGAAUCCGACUCGAUAAGGUACAACGCGAGUUUAAACGAACGGACGAAAUUACAAGAAUCGAAUACACAGCGUGGAAACGACACGAGUGAAUGGAACAACGAAUUUCGUUGGACGAGCGACGAUGAUACAAUUACAGAUUCAAUCAACGGGACAAAAUUACGGGAUUUAAAUGGGAAUUAUUCCCAAUUAAUGGAGAAUAAAUUUCGAUCGGAAUCGAGACAGAAGAUAAUUACAGAUUUAAUUAACGAUACUCCAAAUAAAAGUUAUUUACACAUUACGCCAUACGAUAAAUCACGUUUCAUCGUUCAAGAUGCGAACAGAAUAUCAAACUCGUCGAAAGUAUUCACCGCGUUCAAUUUUUCCGAUACGAUCCACGUUUCGAACGAUAAACGAUCCACGUCGAAUCUGCCCGAUAAAACAACCCGCGUAAACGAUACUACGAAAUUUACUUCGUAUUCGUCGCCGACGAUAAUCGAUUCGAACGAAGUCCCGAAAUUGAACGACUCGUCGAAAGGAGGCGAGGAGUUGGAGGCGUCUAAAACAAUUAAUUCGCAGCAAGAUUCGAAGCUUGGAAACUCAAAUAACGGGCCCGCCUCUAACGGGAGCCGCAAUAAGAGCAAGGAUCGAAUGGAUGGGACGGAGUUAGGGACUUGGUGGGCGGGGAUUGACGGGAGAAGCGGAGAAGCCUCCAUUAAAGCUGUGUCGCAAGAAACGUCUAUGCUAAGUAGCGUGACAAAGGGGUCUAAGAACGCCUUGGAGAAUUCCGUUCGUGGCUCGGUUGCGGCGCCGCGGAAUCCCGCGUAUCUAAAACACGAUACGAACAGUCUAGCCGAGGGCGGCUUCGCCUUCGAGAGCACUGGCCUCUCCGAAUUCGAGGCGAACAAUCCCAACGAUCCAAUGUUCGUCCAAUCGACGAUCGUCGAUGAGGGGAGAAAAUUGGUGGAAAAUUCUGACGCACUGCCCGAACGAGUAUCUAUUAACCACCCGAAGAUGGGAUCGAAGCGAUCCUUCCCACUUGAAGACGACGUAUCGUCGAACAUUGUCAUUUCUCGAAAAGACAAAGACUCGAGAAAGGAAAUUAAGGGCGGAGAGGAGGUUUCUGUCGCGAAAGAAACUCGCCAAUCCUCGAGUUUGAAUGGAUACAGCGAGGCGAAAAAUUUCCAAGGAUCGCUCAACGACUUUCUAAUUGUUUCUGAGAGAGAAGAGUCCGAGAAGGGAUUGAUCGGGUUGAAUCGAGGGAAUAUCGAGGAAAAUUUCCAAGAAAUUAGAAAGGAAUCGAUCCCUCCCUCCAACGAAGAGGUAAUCACGAUUGAUUCGUCAGAGGAUGGAAUUACCGAUCACACAGAUCCUGUUUUCUUGAACGAGCUGGCCGAUCCGAAUCGUCCCUCGAAAGGACGAAAGUCCAGAUCGUCGAAAGUUCGAGCAUCCACGAACUCGAAAUAUAAUCCAACGGGGAAAGCUGAAGAUCAAACUUCCGCGUCAACGUGGAACAAAGACAGGAUCGUUCCAAACAACGUCCCAACUCCGAGUAUCGAUUCCAUCGUGAAUGGCCGGGUAUCGUCAGUGCCGGAUAACGGGAUUCGCGAAACUCCGCAACUCCCAGAAUCCGUCUCGAAUUCCUCGUUUCGAUCCACGAUAUCAAUUUCGUCGGCGACGAAAGACGAUCAUCCUGCCUCGUUAACCGACCUCGUUACGCUGUCGCCCAUCGAGAUCGACCAAUUGCCAAGCCCAACGUUGAUCAACGAGAAGGAGAAAGAGGAGAAUAAGAAGAAGGAGGAGGAGGAGGAAGAGGAUCGAUCGUACGUUACCCCGUACGAGGGAAAUUAUCAAGAUUUCCGCGCGACAGUUGACUCGAUCUCUCGAAUGAUAACUGAUAACUCGUCACACGAGACGGAGCCCCAAUGGCCGGUCAAACACAGCGCCGUGGUGGAAGGGGAUUUAGUGUUGGGCGGUUUGAUGAUGGUGCACGAGAGGGAGGACAACGUCACCUGCGGCCCUGUGAUGCCGCAGGGCGGUGUCCAAGCCCUCGAGGCGAUGCUCUACACUUUGGACAAGUUGAACGAUCGUGGGAUCGUGCCCGGUGUCAAGAUAGGCGCCCAUAUCCUCGACGAUUGCGACAAGGACACGUACGGUCUGGAAAUGGCCGUGGAUUUCAUCAAAGGAUCGAUAAGCAAUAUAGACGGUGCCGAGGAUCAUUGCAAUAAAACUGCCGUGCGAAAAGUUAUCAGCGGAGUCGUUGGAGCAGCAAGCUCAGUCACAUCCAUCCAAGUGGCAAACCUUCUCCGACUUUUUCGAAUACCGCAGGUCUCAUUCUUCUCGACCAGUCCAGAACUUUCCAACAAACAACGAUUCGAAUAUUUCACGCGCACUAUACCGAGUGACCAUUACCAAGUGAAAGCUAUGGUGGAGAUCGUGAUGAAAAUGAAAUGGAGUUACGUGUCUAUCAUAUACGAAGAGAGCAAUUACGGAAUAAAGGCGUUCGAAGAGCUGGAAGAAUUGCUGGGCAAGAGGAACAUAUGCAUAGCUAUCAAGGAAAAAUUGGUGAAAGAUUCUGGCGUCGCGAAAGAUGCGGCUUACGACAAUAUCGUUUUGAAAUUGUUGACCAAACCGAGAGCACGAGGUUGCAUCAUAUUCGGCUCGGAUCAAGAAGUUGCCGGAGUUAUGAGAGCGGUUAAACGUUGCAAUGCGACCGGUGCGUUUUCGUGGAUUGGCAGCGACGGAUGGAGCGCCAGGGGGUUGGUUAGCGAUGGUAACGAGGCGGAGGUGGAGGGUACUCUGUCGGUUCAACCUCAGGCAAAUCCUGUCAAGGGUUUCGAAGAAUAUUUCCUCAAUUUGACGGUCGAGAACAACCGGAGGAAUCCGUGGUUCGUUGAAUUCUGGGAACAUCACUUUCAGUGUAGAUACCCGAACGCAUCCGUAACCCCGUACAACAAAAAUUACACGAAAUUCUGCAGCACGGAAAAGCGUUUGACGAAACAGAACACAGCGUUCGAGAAUCAACUCCAAUUCGUGUCCGACGCGGUGAUGGCGUUCGCCUAUGCAUUUCGAGAUAUGCACAAAGAGCUGUGCGAUGGGAAACCUGGACUGUGCGACGCGAUGAAACCUACCAAGGGUACCGAACUUUUGAAAUAUCUUCGAAAAGUGGACUUUGAAGGUCUGAGCGGCGACAAAUUCAAAUUCGACAAGAACGGUGACGGGCCGGCCCGAUACAACAUCAUACACUUCAAACAAAUCGAGCCGGGCAAAUACGAGUGGGUCCGGGUUGGCAAAUAUCUCUCGGGUGAAUUACGGUUGAAUAUGUCUGCAAUCCAAUUUAAACUUGGACAUCCCGAGCCACCCGAAAGCGUGUGCUCCCUGCCCUGCGAGGUCGGCCAGGCAAAGAAAUACGUGGCGGGCGAGCAGUGCUGCUGGCAUUGCUUCAAUUGCACUCAAUAUCAGAUACGAGAUCACAAGGACGUGACCCAAUGUAUUUCUUGUCGUCAAGGUACGGUGCCGGACGAAACGCACUCCGCUUGCCGUGAUAUCCCCGAGGAAUUCCUGCGGCCAGAAAGCGGAUGGGCAAUAGGGGCGAUGUCUUUCUCCGCUACAGGGAUUCUGAUAACUCUGUUCGUCUGUGGGGUGUUUCUGAAGCACAACGACACACCUGUGGUGCGUGCGUCUGGCCGUGAACUGUCGUACGUUCUUCUCUCCGGGAUUCUGCUCUGUUACCUCGUCACCUUCGCCCUCGUUCUCAGGCCGACGGACAUCGUAUGCGGUAUUCAAAGAUUCGCCGCUGGUUUCUGUUUCACCGUCGUCUACGCUGCCCUUCUAACGAAGACGAAUCGAAUAUCGAGGAUCUUCAACGCGAGCAAGCACAGCGCGAAGAGGCCAUCCUUCAUAUCUCCACGGUCGCAGCUGAUCAUAUGUUCCGGUUUGGUGUUCGUGCAAAUUCUGAUCAACGGAGUUUGGAUGAUAAUCGACCCGGCCAAGGCGAUGCAUCAUUAUCCGACCAGGGAGGACAAUUUGCUGGUUUGCAACAGUUACGUAGACGCAAGUUACAUGAUCGCUUUCGCUUAUCCCAUCAUGUUGAUCGUCGUUUGCACCGUGUACGCCGUCCUCACGAGAAAGAUCCCGGAAGCUUUCAACGAGAGCAAACACAUCGGUUUCACGAUGUACACCACGUGCGUGAUAUGGCUGGCUUUUGUGCCCCUGUACUUCGGUACUGGAAACAACGUUGCAUUGAGAAUCACCUCGAUGUCAGUUACUAUAAGUCUAUCCGCGUCCGUAACUAUAGCUUGUCUGUUCAGCCCGAAGUUAUACAUCAUUUUAAUACGGCCAGAAAGAAACGUGCGUCAAAGCAUGAUGCCAACUAGAUAUAGCACCACGAAAAGUUCAGCAGUCACGGCUACUAAUGCUUCUAGCAUGAUAGCACCGGUUGCGCUCACCGCGGCUACGUGUGAUCAGAAUAAGGCUGUUAAAAAACACAUCACCACUACCAUUGAUUGCUCCACUCAAAGCGAAUACUACGAGCUAGAGGUAAAAGAUCAGAAAAAUGGCAAACCACCCUCGGUCGUUUCUCGAUCGACCCAAACCUCUGCCAACAACGACAAAGACACGAAUGCUGUGGUGACGCAGAGCAAAGAGGCGAGGGAUAAUAUCACGGCAACGAAGCAAUUGAACAAUAAAGCGAGAAUAGGAAACGGACCUAUAAAUCAGAGUGAUGUCCCAUUAUAGCAGCAAACUUCCAUAGAAUCGGCCAUUUUGCCCGCGACUUUGAAACCAAUUUCGAAAAAUCCGGUGAUAGUUUGAAAGGACGCAAAAAAAAAAAAAAAAAGAAAGAGAGAGAACUGAAACGAUAUUUUAUAAAUACGACUGAAUAUUAAGUUCGAGAUAUUAAAAAUUAAUAUUAAUUCUCUUUAAAGCUUUGGACGAUGUUUAGACUGAAUGAAAGAUGAAAUAUGUUGUUAAGUGAAUUACAAACGAUAUAUGGAAAUAUAUAUAUAUAUAUAAAAUAAAAUUGAUUUUUGGAGAAUGUGAAUGAGAAUAGAUGAUUAAGAGAGAUUUAAAAAAAAUAUGUAAAAAUUUGGAAGAAUUGAUUUUCUCGGUUAGCAUAAAUGUACGACGUUAUAAGGACGCUAGGUACACGAAAUUGCAUCAUAAAAGACGAAUAAUCGAUCUUAAUUAACUAUUAAGUGGCGUUUUAAAAACUGCUCUGGUUUCUUCUGUGAUCAUAGCGUAAUGCACGUAAUAAUCACGUGAGAUUGCAUAAACCUAUUUUGUAUAUACACUAUCAUUUCAUAACGUUUGCACAUUAAUCAUAAUUCACCGACUAAUAGAAUUAAUUGAAAAUAUUGUAAAUAUUUAGUCGAAUUCGUUAUGGAAAAAAAAAAAAAAGGGAAAAAAAAUAGGAAUUAUAUAUCCAAAAUCGUUGCCAAAUACGAGAAUAGGAUUACGUCUAUACGAGACGGGAUCUUCUAUAAUUAAUAAUUUUUAUAACAAAAAAAAAAAAUAAAAAGAGAGAAAAGAGGAAACAACGGUUGUUCGAUACAUCGAGAAAAUCACAUUUUUUUUCGAUUUUUCUGUAUAUAAAUUUUCUCCCUGUAAAUAUCACGCGAAAUAACAGACAAGAACAAGUGAAUAAGUUCAAAACAAAUUUCCAAAUAUACGAACUAAUAGACUUUUAGAUAAAUCUUUUCUCCUUCUUUUCGAUAUCUCCUCUGCAGACUAUAGGAAUUGCUACACGUAGAUUUAUAUGAUAUAAUAAAAGAAAAACGCAACAAUCGCGUCUCGAUCGAAAAUACGAAACGUUUUCACGAUCUAGUCGCUCUAAUUUUAAUAAUCGUUAACGUUAACCGCGCUUGAUCUUUGUACGGCGAUUAAAAAAAAACAAAUGAAAAUAAGAAGCGACGAAUAACAUUUCCGUUUUCGUAGAUGUAAAUAAACGCGAUGUUGAAGAAAAGGAAAAUUGUAAAUUCAUUUUCGUAGAAUCGUGCGAUAAACAUAUCCGAUCUAACCCGUAGUUCUUUUUUUCUAUAGCGAUAGUUUGCGCAAGAAUUGUCGAUCGCUUGGAAAAGAAAAAAAAAAAAAAAAA
This is a messenger RNA of Apis mellifera (honey bee), 8923 nucleotides long. RefSeq names its product metabotropic glutamate receptor B (gene Glurb). Bases 958 to 7566 code for a protein of 2202 amino acids. The record is from RefSeq and is a predicted model, not a curated record. Lineage: Eukaryota; Metazoa; Arthropoda; Insecta; Hymenoptera; Apidae. Gene Ontology annotation, biological process: G protein-coupled receptor signaling pathway. Gene Ontology annotation, molecular function: adenylate cyclase inhibiting G protein-coupled glutamate receptor activity. The transcript is spliced from 16 exons. Gene Ontology annotation, cellular component: membrane.